Hydractinia symbiolongicarpus is the source of this 699-nucleotide messenger RNA. Its product is annotated as ATP-dependent DNA helicase RecQ-like. The transcript has a single exon. The coding region runs from base 181 to 699 and encodes 172 amino acids. The record is from RefSeq and is a predicted model, not a curated record. Gene Ontology annotation, molecular function: ATP binding; four-way junction helicase activity; 3'-5' DNA helicase activity. Gene Ontology annotation, cellular component: nucleoplasm; cytoplasm; chromosome. Lineage: Eukaryota; Metazoa; Cnidaria; Hydrozoa; Anthoathecata; Hydractiniidae. Gene Ontology annotation, biological process: double-strand break repair via homologous recombination; telomere maintenance.
UGAGCCGUUAUUUCGGAGUGGCCAACAAUGACCCUGGAACAGGCUGGUCAUGUGAUACAAAAAUGCCCAGAUAUACUGGGCAUUUUUGAAAUUCCAGAGAUAAUGAGAUGCAAAUUUGACGCUCGUCUCAAGCUUUAACAGAGACGCAUUAAUACAAGCGAGAUAGGAGAUAGCCAAAAGAUGGAUGUGUUGAAACGUUUGGAUUUUGUAUUUAAUUUGCACGAAGGUUUUCCUUCUCACUGCCUUAAGCCUAAACAAGUUCAAUGUUUUGAAGCUCUUUUAAAGGGCAGGGAUGUUGUAGCUGUCCUUCCUACGGGUUAUGGAAAGUCGUUAAUUUUUCAACUUCUUCCUGACGUUAUACCACAAAAAAGUACAAGGAAUAUCGUUAUUGUGGUGUGUCCUUUAUCUUCAAUUAUAGAAUACCAAGUGCAGUUUUUAAACAGUGUUGGUAUUUCAGCAAUGUCACUUUAUUGCAAUAAUAGUUCCACAAGCUCUUAUGAAAGUUUGUUUGCCGAAAUGAAAACUCAUGAAGAAAUCAAUAUAUCAAAAAAGGUGCAAGAAGGGGAUAUAAAUCUAUUCUUCGCUCAUCCAGAGGCAAUACUUUCCGAGCAAGGCAGAAAUUUAUUAAAGUCAACUGUGUAUCAAGAUAAUGUUGUUGGAAUUGUUAUUGACGAGACCCAUUGUGUAGAAUUUUGGUAA